Molecule: messenger RNA, 1648 nt
Organism: Daucus carota subsp. sativus
Lineage: Eukaryota; Viridiplantae; Streptophyta; Magnoliopsida; Apiales; Apiaceae
Product: trihelix transcription factor ENAP1
Exons: 3
Coding region: 185-1330 (381 amino acids)
Cellular component (GO): nucleus
Molecular function (GO): transcription cis-regulatory region binding
Source: RefSeq, a predicted model, not a curated record
AUUUCCUUUCCCAGCAAAACCCAAGAUGACACCUUUCACCGUAGCCCGUUUUGUUUAACCCUCUUUCUCUUUCCCCCUCAAAACCCUAAUUUACCUUCAAUUUCAAGCACCCCCUUUUCAAUUCUUCAUAGAUUUCAUCUUAAUUCAUGCAAUUCACCUCAAAGAGGGUUUGAAUAGAUUGAAGAUGGGUGAUUCAGAUGAUGAUUACCCACAAAAGCACUACCCAUCAUCUUCAUCUUAUCCUAGCUCAAUUAGAUCGAGGCGCCCAAUUCAUAACCCUAAUUUUCAGACUUAUAGGGAUGAUGAUGAUGAUGAGGACUUAGAGGAUGAUAGUAAUAUGUAUCGAGAUGAGGAAAUUAGUCGUAAAGAUCGAAACUUUAUGAAACAAGAAGAGUAUGAUGAGGAUGAAGAUGAUGAGGAUGAGGAUGGGGAAGAUGGGGAUGAGGAUGAUGAUGAUGAGGAGUAUCGGGAAAAUGGGUAUGGUGGGAGGGGGUAUGAGCAGAAUGAUGAAUCAAAGAGACGGCAAAAGAAGAGGAAGUUGGAGAGUUUGGUUUCGAGGUAUGAGUUCGCGCCGAGGACUAGUGGGAGUGUGCAAAAGAUGAGGGAGGCGUCGGCGGAGUGGAGUGAAGAUGAGAGUUUUGUGUUGUUGGAGGUCUGGGGUGAGAGGUUUAUGCAGUUGGGGAGGAGGAGUUUGAGGUCUGAGGAUUGGGUUGAGGUUGCAGAGAAAGUGUCGGAGUUGUGUAAGGUUGAGAGGAGUCAUGUGCAAUGUAGGAAUAGGUUGGAUACGUUGAAGAAGAAGUAUAAGAAGGAGAGAGCGAAAAUGGAGGAAAUGGGUGGGUAUUUUGGACAAUGGGUUUUUUUCAAGAAGAUGGAUAUGUUGCUUAGUGUAUCGAGUAGGCAACAGUUGUCGGGUUUGGCUUGUGGGUUUGAUUCGGGGGAAUAUGUUUUUAUGAAUCCGAAAGUUUAUUUGAGCCAGUCGAAUGCAUUUGAUGAGAUGAGAGAUAGUCCAGCGGAGUCAGAUUCAGACGAGAAUGAGUCGGAUGAGGUGGAACCUCUGAGGAGAGGAGACGAGGAUGGCACGUCAUUUAAGUUGUUGGCGGAUUCGAUUCAGAAGUUUGGAGCAAUCUAUGAGAAGAUUGAAGAUAAAAAGAGACAGCAGAUGAUGGAAUUAGAGAGAAUGAGGAUGGAUUUUCAGCAAGACUUGGAGCUGAAGAAGAAGCAAAUCGUUGAGCGUGCACAGGCGGAGAUUGAAAAAAUUAGAGAAGGGAAUGAUGACGAUACUGACAGCAACACAGACACCGAUGUAUCUGCAGGGAAUGUCAGCGGGUGACUAGGAGCUGUCUGAAGCUGAUGUUGAUAUAUAUCAUCCGGAUAAAUCAGGAUUUGAUGCUAGUAAUGUAUUUGAAUCAGUUUGAAGACAACCAGCGUCAUACUUCUGUUACAAGUACUGCAUUAUUAUCCUUAAUUUGGUGUUGUCACAUGUACUAUUGUUAAGAUUUCUCUCUUGUUGACAAGUUCCAGUUUCUGUACUAUUAAAUAAUCAACAUAAGAUUUUCACAAAUAAUUUUUUUUUCUUUUCAAGAUAAUCUUAUUGUACUAGCAGAAUGUAUAUGUGUCUGAGUUUAAAUUAUCCUUAUUUCAAUGUGCU